Molecule: messenger RNA, 3248 nt
Organism: Microbotryum saponariae
Lineage: Eukaryota; Fungi; Basidiomycota; Microbotryomycetes; Microbotryales; Microbotryaceae
Source: the annotation of a GenBank genome assembly
AUGCCCCGGUCCCAAGGUCGCCAGGGAGGGCCAUCGCAACCUCGCCGAGUCUUGGGCGCAAGGGUAGCGCCGUACCAUGGGAGUGCCAUAGGAGUACCAUGCCAUGGGCCUGCUCGAGCGCCCGCUGCUGCUUCGCCUCAGCGCCUUGCCAGUGCCUUGCCUCCGCGCGCUUUCGCCUCGGCGGGCGCCCCGCGGCUCGACCCUCCUCUUCCUCCCGCUCUGAUCAACAGAAUCAGCCCCCCGCGUGUCAUGACAACAAUUUAACCGAUCUUGGUAUUGCGACACGUUUACGAGCCCGCCGUGCAGCUGUGCAGAACGGACAACGUGGUCAGCGCGAUGGCCGACCCGACGCUGAGCUCGCCCCACCACCACCUCCUCCGCAAAGGCGCGUGCGCCGGGCUCGAAUCGCGCUCAAAACCCCCUCAAGCCCCAUGUUUCGAUCCGCGACUACCUCGGCCCCCAGACGGCCGUGUGCACCCAUUGCAAGGCUCGACACUGGGAGUGCGAAAGGACAAAGUCGACCGGACACUUCAGCACGUGCUGCUCGCAGGGCAAGGUGCGGCUAUCUCCCCCUCCCCAGCCCAAUCUUGAAGGCUCGGAUAGCGGUCAGUUGCUCCGUCCAACAACAUUCGUCUGCAUUAUACCCACAUGCUGAACUGUGCGACCCACGCGCACAGAAGCUAAAGCAUUUCGCGAGAACUCCCGGUCCUACAACAACGCGCUGUCUUUCACGUCGCUCGCAACUCACUUCGACCAGACACGACUGAGCACUCUAGGACCCCCCGUGUUUCGCGUGUUCGGUCGCCUCUAUCAUCGACUUGGCGCCCUGAUCCCUGCCGUGAAUCAACGCCCAGCCUUUGCUCAGACAUGGCUCAUCGACCCGGCCGAGGCCACUGACACUCGACUUGGACCCGACAGCGCAGACAGUUGCAUACAAAGAUCUACGUUGACCAAGCUCAAGUCCAAGUUGGGUACCGACAAUCGCUUUGUGAGGAAGUUUGCAUGGCCAAAGCUUGCGCAAGUCUCGCGCAGGUUGGGAUACGGCCAAAGACUGGAUCCUGCGCCUCUGCCUACCGCCAGGCCGAGACCGACGCACCCACACCCUUCCUACGUCAAGCACGGAAAUGGCGAUGCUUAUCUGCGAUUCCGACACCAACACGGGAGAUUGUGGACCGCAAGGCCUUAUUCUCCAGGUGCACGGUGAUCGAUGCCUCAAUGGUCGGCCCGAGUACAAAUCGUCAGCUCGCUCCAUCCGUCUGCGAUGCCUCUCCGGUACACACUACACUUCCCCGCGCGGGAAGAUGGCCUCCACCCCAACCCUCCUCUUUGCGGAUUCAACCAAGUUGGGCCACUCUUCGCCAAAAGACCGCGACGAAGAGGAUGGAGACGAGGAGGAAGGGGACGAAGAGAAUGAUGAUGGUGAACGUAAGCGUCUUCGGCUCCUUCUCGGGUGUUCCAUUCUGUUAAGGCGCGAGCACAGACUGACAUUGAAUGUUUCAACACCUAGGACGAAGUUCAAGUAAAGGGGGCCGAGGUGGCGAGUCUUGCGUUCACAAUUCUUUGCGUACUACUUGCACAAACGCGACAAGCCCGCAUGCCAAUCAACGUUCCAUCCCGGAGUUCGUGAUCGAGGGAUACUCCUAGGUCGAGACCGAUCGACUCAACUACAUCCAGUUGCAUCAAGAAAACCUACGCCUCACCACGACCCAAGGCAUCAACGGUUUGACCCCGGACCAAAUUGGACGCUCGAUGACCUUGGGCUCGACGUUCAAGAAUAGACCGCACAUCACGCGGCGAUACCAGGAUGCGAUGGCGUGCGUUGUCAAACAUGGAAAGCCUCCGCUGCUCAUCAUGAUGACGUGCGACCCCGAAUCACAGGCUGCCCUGGGGCCGAACGACAAAGCAUGCAACCGUCCGGAUCUCAUUGCACCUUUCUCAUCCUCACCCGGCCCGGCCAGCGAUCGCAUACAACACGCCAGGCCUACUAACGGCGAAGCCGCAGGUGGUCUUCAUCCACCACCAGUUAAUCACCCCCAAGGUGUAAGAAGUAAUUCACAUGUUUGCUUUUGUGGGCUCCAGCGUCUGAUGUUUGGCUGACAAGCUUGUGUGCAGUCAUUGGGAAGAUAUCACAGGGGGCGAACCUCAGGUGCCGGAGGCCGGCGUGGUCCCGCCUGCCAGGAGCUGUUCCCGCUUGGGAGAACAUUCUCGACCUGCCCGAUUACAGUUGAUUCUAUGCGGAUGUCCGGGGAGGGGCUUUUUACCGGUCGCAAGUGCGCCGAAGAAUGUCCGACGCCACUCCCCGUGACUGUCGAUGGGCACCCCGGGCGAUUGGCACACACCAUCCUCCGUGAUGGGGAUCUAUGUGCGGUUGUCUGCACCGUCGAGGGUCGCGCUUGGAGAGACAGGUCCUCCGGCAAAUGGCACAGGCGCCCAACCUUUGUGCCCCUCAGGAUUCGCGUGCAUGGCCAGAACGACGUGAGUACUUCUUGGAUGUCUUUUGUGCAUAUUACAUGUGCCUGUUGUAGUUUCCUUUGCUGACGUGCGGCAGAUGACACGCCUGACCACGCCCCCGCCGACCGUCCGGCUCAGUCCAAGAUGGGUGAUCGCCUCACCUGUAAAGCGCUCGGCAAUGGAUGCCGAGCUGGAAACUGAUGGUUCGUGCUGGUAUGUAUUGUGAUUAUACGUUUGUCUCGAAAGUCGCCUGUACUGACUACGCAGCCAUCUGCAGUGGAGCAUCCGACGUCGAAGCGCAGAUGCGGCCUUCUGUAUUCCGCCCCGUUUGUGGUCACGUCCCCGCCACCACCCGAGUAUGCGGGCUACACCUCCGCCUCCCUUGUCGAAAUAGUCCUGGCGCUUGCGUUGCAUGCCCUCCUCGACAUCAAACCAUUGGACGACAAGACCGUCAAGGAUCUAUUUGCCGAAAACCUCAAGGAGCAAGUGUCAAGCUCUCUCCCCAGUUCUGACUCCAUUCCGCAACCCCGUCGCAAACGCAACUGGAGAAAGAAGCACAAGAGCAACAGUGAUGGGGGCCACGUCCCCGAGGCUUCGUCGUUGCCGGCAGAUCAAAAGCGUAAGCACUAAUCCCGAGCUACUUUUUCAUCGACUUGUAGGAAUCUUACAGGGCCUGACCGCUCUGAACCCCCUCACCAGAACCCGAGCGCAAGCGGCGCAGAAUCGACUCGGAAGGCCGCAACACCUACCACGGACCGUCGUUGCCGGCCCAUUUCCAGGGUAAGCACAACUCCUGA